Molecule: messenger RNA, 1099 nt
Organism: Aedes aegypti (yellow fever mosquito)
Lineage: Eukaryota; Metazoa; Arthropoda; Insecta; Diptera; Culicidae
Product: protein AF-9
Exons: 2
Coding region: 315-737 (140 amino acids)
Source: RefSeq, a predicted model, not a curated record
GCCAGCAAACUAACAGCUGUGUUUAGAGAGAACUGUCAUUCCGUUUGUUUAUUUCGACCCUCUCCCAGGCGGUGCUCGGCGGUACGAUACGGGUGCAGGGCGUGUACGAAGAUCAAACCAUCCAGGUGGUACCGGGUACAUCGUCCCACACCCGAGUCUGCCUCCGCGGCAAGGGUCUCAAACGGGUCAACAGCUACGGAACCGGUGACCACUAUGUCCACCUGAAGAUCCAGAUUCCGACCAAGCUGAACAACAAGCAGAAAGCGCUGAUACAGGCCUACGCGGAGCUGGAAGAAGACACCCCCGGACAGAUCAUGGGCGUUACAAACAAAACUGAUGGUAAGUCAUCUUCAGGGUCUGGUUCUUCGUCGACGUCGUCCUCUUCGGCUUCGUCUGCGUCUUCUUCCUCGUGGUCCUCGAACUCGUCAUCCCGUUCCAAGGCGGCCGCCGAGGAGGAACCCCUCGCGGACAAGUUCACCCAACGUCCAGCAGAGGAUGACUUCAAAGAUUUUCAAUCGCACGAUAAAACCGGUUCUCGAGAUUACAAAAAAGACCAGCUGGGAGGAUCGCGGUUCUAUUUCGGCCUCGGAGUGGCCCUGGUCUUUGCGUGGUACGUGUACUACAGCUAUCAGCAAAUUCCGCACCAGCUGGAACUGGAACGGGAUGCGGCACUGGAAAGGCAACGACGGACAGCCCAAGCCCAGCAGACGCAAAAAAGUCCAUUCGACGAAGCUUAGAAAACCUUUUGACUUUUCCCCGCAAUUCCUUCAGAAAUUUUUCUAGGUGUUCCCGAGUUUCUCAUAUAUUUUUAGUGUACUUUUAACAAAUUGAAUUUAUAUGAAUAUGAAUUUAUGAAACAUUUCUGUUAUUCAUCCAAUGUUUUCUGGAUUUAAUUAUGUAAUUCGAACCUACAAUUACUUUUAGAGUUGUUCCAUAAGAUUACCAGUUUUUUUGGUAAAUCCAGCAAGAGCUUCUUCUAGAAUUUAUCUAAAAUUUAUAAAUGAAAUUGUUCCACCUAGAAUAAAUUAAGUAUUUAGGAUUUAUUUGUUAAUUUCUUUUGAAUUUUCUCCAUAAUAGAAUAGAAGAGUUUUUUUUUCAA